Messenger RNA from Ilex paraguariensis (yerba mate), 948 nucleotides. Lineage: Eukaryota; Viridiplantae; Streptophyta; Magnoliopsida; Aquifoliales; Aquifoliaceae. The record is from the annotation of a GenBank genome assembly.
AUGCCUAAAAAAGUUUCUGGGCUCAUAAACCAUAUUAAGAGUGCAAGAAAGCUUGGGUGUGUUCUUCUUGGGGUGAGCUGUGGUGGAAAUAUGGCAGACUAUGUUGCACGGAAAGCCGUUGAGUUGGGCAGUAUUUUGGACCCUGUCAAGGUGGUGGCACAAGUUUUGAUGUAUCCAUUUUUCAUUGGAAGUGUUCCAACACACUCUGAGAUAAAACUGGCAAAUUCCUACUUCUAUGACAAGGCUAUGUGCAUACUUGCAUGGAAACUUUUUUUACCUGAGGAGGAGUUCAGCCUGGACCACCCUGCCGCCAACCCACUUGUCCCUGAUAGGGGGCCACCUUUAAAGCUCAUGCCUCCAACACUCACCGUUGUGGCAGAGCAUGAUUGGAUGAGAGACCGGGCAAUUGCUUAUUCAGAGGAGCUCCGGAAGGUAAAUGUUGAUGCACCAGUUUACGAGUAUAAGGAUGCAGUUCAUGAAUUUGCAACUCUUGAUAUGCUCCUUAAGACCCCUCAGGCCCAGGCCUGUGCGGAGGACGUUUCCAUCUGGGUAAAGAAGUAUAUCUCACUUCGAGGUCAUGAGUUCUCUUAUUAAGUAAGCUAUGCAAGUUCAGAAACAGUUUCAGAAGGAUCACAAUAUACCAGUGUUUGUGAUUUACUUUUGGAUGACCGUGGGAGCAUCUAAUUGCUAUCUUUACAUGGGAGUGGGGAUUCGUAACACGAGGAAUCAGUUUUCUAUCUCCUUUAGCUUCAAGGAGGUUCCACGGUUUUCUUGUUUAAUCCUUUAGCCAUUCUGUUAUUUUUGUAAGAUAGAUAACUUGCCUCUCAGUAGGAUUUAGUUUAGUUGUGAGAUCUUCCUCUCUGAGUUACGCAUGCCACGUCGAGAUGGCCUUUUUAACAUUGUUUCGCUGUGUAUUGAGAUGUAAAAUUUAUAAUUAAAAGAAUCCAG